AUGUCUGAGCAAGCUAUAGAUAGUGAAAUGAAGGAGGUUCCGCCAAUUGAAUUGGAUUCACCCGAAAAAAGUAAUGAAGAAAAGCCGGGUGUUUCCACAGAAACGUUGUUGGAAAAGGAAACCGCAAAGGAUACCCAACCAGUUGAAAAGGAGACACUAAAUGAGAAUUUAGAUGAAAAAAUCGAUUUAAACACUGAAGCAGAGGGUUUGAAGGAUAAAGAAAAGGAAACAACUGAUAGCAAAGCCACAGUGGAAAAACCAGUGGAAGAGGAACAGUUACAGCCAAAAGAUGUCGAGUUGCCGGAAGCAGUAGAUUUAGAAAAUCCGAGUUCCGAGGCAAUUAAAAGCAUUUCAAACGAUAUUGUGGUCCAAGAUAAGGGUUUGGAAACCCCAACAUUAGGAGGAGAGGAAAAGGGUGAGUCUAAAGAGCUUGAGACCGUUCUUAGUGCUGAUACGGCAAAACCCGAAGAAACAUCUGCUACCACAAAUGAAGGAGUUGAAAAUGUUACAACACCGGCGGAAGAAAUUACAACUGAUGUUUCAGAGAAGACCAGCAUUCCGCCAGCUUCACAAUCUAUAGAUGAUGUUAUGGAAAAAAGUACAGCACAAUCAGUUACUAUAAACGAUGAUGCUGCCUUGGAAAUGGAUACUAUCCAGCAAGCAGACGUUAGCUCCCUUGCAACCGACAAUGAAAAGCACAAAGAUUUGCAAGACAAAUCACUUGAUACUCAAAGCGUGGACACAUUAGCAACUGCCCCAAACAAAGAUGACCCCAUGGAGGAGGAUGUAACCAUGGAUCCUAGUGAAAAUAUGGAUACAUGUGAAUCUCAAGAAUCUACAAAUUUAGUUAUAGAUGAAACCUCAGAAUUGACAGAAAAUACCGAAGACAAAGAAGAAAUGGAUGAAGGAGGAAAUGAUGAAAGUUUAACAAAGAAAAUUUUAACCAUUGAUGGUACAAUUGAAGAAUCAGCAAAGGAUGACGAUAAUGAAAAGGAAAAAUCUCCAAACAAAACAUCCGAAAGUCAUGAUGAUGAUGUUAUAACGAUUGAACAGCCACCUAUGCCGGUCAUAGAAAUAGAUGAUGAAGACGAAGACGAGACGGAAUCAAAAGCACAAAAUACAAAUGAAGUUAAACCUAUGGAAACUGAUGAUGACGACACGGUUAAGGUAAUCAAUGAAACCAACAAGGAGGCAUCUGAAACGAAGGAAGACGUAGAUAAUCUUUUGUCAGUUGUUACUGAAAAAUCUCUGGAAGAAAUCCAAAAAGAAGAGGAAGCGGAAAAGAAAGCCUCUGAAGAAGAUGUCAAUGAAGACACCACAGAUGAAGUCUUCUACAACAAGGAAUGUAUCAACUAUGAAUGUCCCCACAAGCAUAAACAGUAUUUUAGGGUACCACAAUUUGCCUUUAGUUUCUUCAAGGUUAACAAAAAGAAAUUUAAGUUGCAAUACAUCUGUGCCGAUUGCUAUGAUAAGGCAUUGGAUAUGUAUGAGGAAUACUGUGGUUUGAUCAGUGCCAAACAACCAUUGCUACUACAAAACAUACCAAGUGGUCGUCAAGAAUUUGUGGAAAUUAUCGACAGCAGUGAUGAGGAAGAUGCCUCCGCAUCCAAUAAAGAUUUAGAACCAAGUCAGUCGACAUUUUCACAAAAUGAUUUAUUCCUGAUAGAGGCGGAAUUACACAAUACCAUUAAAUCUGUUUUGGAACGUGUUGAAAUACAAAAUCAAUUGACCUGGUCUAAGACCAUUCUAUCGGAGCGUUUAAAACGUUUAGAAAUGGAAACGGAGUAUGUCGAUAAUGAACUGAAAUCGUUGCAACGUAAGGCGGAUAAAAUGCAUGAUGGCUUAUAUUCAUGUCCUAAAAUUAAAAUACGUCAACUACAGCCAUUAGAUUUAAAUAGUGGUCGUGUUAUGGGCUUAGAUGCAAUACAGCCUGAGGUACAGCCCAUACCUCCGGUGGGUGAAAUAGAAAGACCACCCAUACAACUAAAUGGCACCUAUUAUGCUGUGAAAAAUAAUGCCAUUGCCAGUUGGGUUCCAUGUAAGGUGGUGGAGUAUGUUGAAGGUGGAAACUUGGCAGCGAAGAAUGUAAAAUAUUAUAGAAUUAAAUUUCUUAAAGCUCAAAAUACAACUUUGAAAACUGUACCAUCAAAAUAUUUGGCAUACUAUGAUCCUCCAACUGUUCGCUUGCCAAUUGGUACCCGAGUAAUUGCCUAUUUCGAUGCCACUUCUUUGGCAAGAGGUCGAGAAAAAAUCAAUGUUCAAAGUGCUUUCUAUCCUGGUAUUAUAGCGGAACCAUUGAAACCUAAUAAUAAGUAUAGAUAUUUAAUAUUUUAUGAUGAUGGUUAUACACAAUAUGUCUACCACAAGGAUGUGCGUCUGGUAUGCAGUGUCUCCGAGAAUGUCUGGGAAGAUGUUCACCCAGCAUCCAGAGAUUUUAUACAAAAAUAUUUGACACAAUAUUCCAUAAAUCGUCCAAUGGUUCAGACGCAAAAAGGCCAAUCUAUGAAUACUGAAUCCAAUGGUUAUUGGCUACAUGCCCGUGUUGUUGAUAUCGAUUGUAGUUUGGUGCUUAUGCAAUUUGAGGGAAGUAAAAGUCAUACUGAAUGGAUUUAUCGUGGUUCAUUGCGAUUGGGUCCCGUCUUUAAGGAAUAUCAAAAAAGUCUACAGAAAAAUUCAGCCUUACCCGUUUCAAGAUUGUCUAGGCGAACAGAGCCGUUUAUUCGUUAUACCGAAGAUGAAGAAUCUUCGGCACAACAACAACAGCAGCAGCAACAACAACAGCAACAAACUGAGAAAACGGGUGAACCCAAUAGAGCUGUGGCACGUAAAACAUUUGGACGUCCCGAAUCCAUGAUGAAUACAACUCCAGCAUCAGCUAUUCAACAACCGCCAGCACCACCAGUUAAACAUUUGAAUAAUUCCACAAUUUAUCUUGAAGAUGAAAAUAAACCCAAAGGAAAGGUUGUUUAUUAUACCGCCAAAAGGAAUCUACCACCACGCAAAUAUAAACCUCACAAAUGUUCUCCUGCGUGUCUCAUACAAAUUACUCACAAUUUGAGUGCCUAUAGUCCAUUAUCAAAACCCUUACUCUCAGGCUGGGAACGUUUUAUUCUAAGGCAAAAAAUUAAAAAAGUGGUAACAUAUCGUGGUCCCUGUGGCAAAAUCAUGCGUAACAUGAAAGAGCUACGUCAUUAUUUACGCACAACAAACAACCCAUUGAAUGUGGAUAAUUUCGACUUUAGUCCUGAUAUCAAUUGUUUGGCCGAAUAUGUUAUUGACAGUGCCAUUGUUCAGAAACGUGACAUAUCGAAUGGCCAAGAAAAAAUGGCUAUACCCUUGGUUAAUUAUUAUGAUAACACUCUGCCGCCGGAAUGUAAAUAUUCGGCCAAGGUUAUACCGACAGAGGGUGUUAACAUUAAUACGGAUCCAGAAUUCUUUGUCGGUUGCGAUUGUGAAGAUGAUUGCUCAGAUAAAUCGAAAUGUUCUUGCUGGCAACUGACAUUGGCUGGUGCCAAAUAUGGUAACCCAAAUACCCCACCCGAUGAGGUGGGUUACCAAUACAAGCGAUUGUUGGAGCAUGUCCCUACUGGUAUUUAUGAAUGUAACGUACGCUGUAAAUGUCGUCAGAAUUGUUUGAAUCGUGUCGUACAACAUUCGUUGCAAAUUAAAUUGCAAGUAUUCAAAACAUCGAAUAGAGGAUGGGGUCUUCGUUGUAUUAACGAUGUACCACGCGGUAGUUUUGUUUGCAUUUAUGCUGGACAUUUGUUGACUGAAGCCAAGGCAAAUGAGGGAGGACAAGAUGCUGGUGAUGAGUAUUUUGCUGAAUUGGAUUAUAUUGAAGUGGCUGAACAAAUUAAGGAAGGCUAUGAAUCAGAGGUAGAACCUCCAGAGCCUGAAGAAGAGGAACCCUAUCAACCCGAUUUAGACGAAGAAUUUACACCAAGUAAAUCCUUUUUAACACGAGCAAAAAAACAAAAUAAAUCAUCAACGUCUAAUAAUGAAGAUUCUCAAGAAAGACAAGUUAUUAACUUCAAUCCCAAUGCUGAUAUGAAUGAAGAUUCUGUACGGGAAAAUUCCAUACGCAAACUCUAUGGCAAAGAUGAGGCUUGCUAUGUUAUGGAUGCCAAAAUAUCUGGCAAUUUGGGACGUUAUUUUAAUCACUCGUGUUCGCCCAAUAUGUUUGUACAGAACGUCUUUGUCGACACGCAUGAUUUACGUUUCCCAUGGGUGGCAUUUUUCGCCUCCUGUAAUAUACGUGCUGGCACUGAAUUAACAUGGAAUUAUAAUUAUGAAGUUGGUGUUGUUCCCGGUAAAGUUUUAUACUGUCAAUGUGGCGCUCCUAAUUGCCGUUUACGUCUACUCUAAAGAAUUAAU
This is a messenger RNA of Musca vetustissima, 4374 nucleotides long. It is a transcript of the gene egg, whose product is annotated as histone-lysine N-methyltransferase eggless. The transcript has 11 exons. Lineage: Eukaryota; Metazoa; Arthropoda; Insecta; Diptera; Muscidae. Gene Ontology annotation, cellular component: nucleus. Gene Ontology annotation, molecular function: zinc ion binding; DNA binding; histone H3K9 methyltransferase activity. Bases 1 to 4365 code for a protein of 1454 amino acids. Gene Ontology annotation, biological process: heterochromatin organization; negative regulation of gene expression. The record is from RefSeq and is a predicted model, not a curated record.